AUGCCUUAUUGUGGAGUUUUUGUCGAGCUUCGAGAAGAGGAGCUAAGCCUAGAUGAGAUCCAGCCAAAGCUAAUCCAGAAAGAGCGGAAGCUAAAGUUGAGGGCUGAAGGGGGGUCUUUGAAGGGAACUUUGGGUGGGGAGGAGAGAGAGUUUGCGGGGGAUGCAAACGGAGUAGCUUUUACGGCGUGGGGCGACGACGAGGACGUACGCAAAGGGGUGUGGAUUGUCGACUCGGGCAGCCCCCAGCAUGUCAUGGCCUAUCGGAGCCAAUUCGCGAGCUACAGAGAGCUUGUGCGUGACGAGAAGAUCGUGGGGAUCUGUGACCGUGGGGAAGCAAAGGGCAGUCCUUGCGAGGGGACCGGUCAAGAAAGGCCGGGUCUGCGCCACGGCAAAGAGGCUGGUAAGAGCAAAAAGCGUGGUGAAAAGACGGUAAAGGUUGUGGAGAUCGACCUGGACGAGUUGGACGACAAGAAUGGGGGCGUCGAACGAGAGAGGGUUACUUUUGUGGGGGCGGACGAGGAGCCGUGCACAGUUUCACAAAAGAGCCAAAGUGGGCCGAUUGUGGAAACGAUGCGCAAAGUUGUGGAGGAGUCCAAGGAGACCGGAAAGGGCAAGGGAGCCCAGAGACGGUGGUAG
Messenger RNA from Klebsormidium nitens, 636 nucleotides. Lineage: Eukaryota; Viridiplantae; Streptophyta; Klebsormidiophyceae; Klebsormidiales; Klebsormidiaceae. The record is from the annotation of a GenBank genome assembly.